AUGCGUUACAGUGCAGGUAUUCAGAUCAAGCGCUUUACCACGAAGCUCAGUUCGCGCAGGACUUUGCUAAAUACAGUCAUCGCACUCAACCCCGACACUUUCUCCUGGUUUUCGAAAGAGAACCGCGAGGACCGGACGAAGUUCGAUCAAAAAGGGAUGAAAUGGCUUGACCCAAUACUAGCACCCGGUCCCGGCCGGCCCGAGUGGGAAGAACCGACUCGCGAAGCAAUGAAUGAGGCGACUGAACGAUACCCUAAUGACGAGACACUGGUGAUACAGAUGCGCCAGGAGAAAGAUGAGAACAGGCUGAGCUUAGGAUAG
Aspergillus lentulus is the source of this 321-nucleotide messenger RNA. RefSeq lists its product as uncharacterized. NCBI's taxonomy places the organism in Eukaryota, Fungi, Ascomycota, Eurotiomycetes, Eurotiales, Aspergillaceae. The record is from RefSeq and is a predicted model, not a curated record.